Messenger RNA from Macadamia integrifolia, 3080 nucleotides. Its product is annotated as homeobox protein ATH1-like. Gene Ontology annotation, molecular function: DNA-binding transcription factor activity, RNA polymerase II-specific; RNA polymerase II cis-regulatory region sequence-specific DNA binding. The coding region runs from base 1000 to 2712 and encodes 570 amino acids. Lineage: Eukaryota; Viridiplantae; Streptophyta; Magnoliopsida; Proteales; Proteaceae. The record is from RefSeq and is a predicted model, not a curated record. The transcript has 6 exons. Gene Ontology annotation, biological process: regulation of transcription by RNA polymerase II.
UUGCCCAAACGACACCCAAGGACUGCCAGACUAUGCUGCAGUAGCAGUGCUGCUGAUGCUGGAGACUCUACUUUACUUUCUCUCUCUCUCUCACAAUUCUGUAGCAGAGUCAAAUUUCUGUGUCUCUAUAAGUGCCUUCUCCGUUCUCGCACCACACUACCUACUUGUCUGAAAGGGGGCUAAAAAAGCAAUCCAUUUUCUGAAACAGUGGUGCUGGUAAAGUGGUAACACACUAACACCUGCCAUGAACAGAAGUUUGAACAGAGAUUCCAGAUAUUGUGUUUGUGAUGAUUGCAGAGAAGCAGCUGAUGAGAAGUGGGAAAGACAAAGAAGACCAGAGAGAGAGAGAGAGAGAUGGGCCCUCUAAAGGCUGCAACAGAAAUGAGUGGCAUUGCAGCUGGAGUUCUAUGGAGGGUAUUACAUAUUAGUUGGUUCAUUCCAUGGUUAGAGGUGGCUCUUCUGCAAACAGAUGGAAGGCUUAUAUUUCCCUAAAGUUGGUCAAUAACAGAUGCAGAGAAUGACAAAAGACCAAUUGGAGCAAGAAGCCCUUUGGCAGAGAAAUCAAAGUAAAUUACAGUCUUCUAAUCUGUUCUCUUUGUCAAGGAGAUCCACUGGAAAUGGUUAUAAAUUCUGCAUAUGAAAUACAGUUGGCAGUCUGCUUCAAUGUUACUGUUCUUGACCAUAACUUAUAAUUCUGAAUAUGUAAUAAUCACAUGAUACUAACCAAUUCAGUGGAGAUCGAAGUCACUCAUCUCAUAGUGUACCCUCACUGGGUUAUCAAUUGCUAACCUAAAACCUCUUAAGAAUGGAUUAGCAGGGGUUAUAUAUGAUGCACAACAUUUCUUCGGUAUCCCAUUGUCUAAUCGAAAAUGAUGUUAUUCACUCAUGUCCAAAAAUUUCUGAUCGAAAUCUUAUGGUUUUUGAUGGGAUUCCCUCGUUUUGUUGUUCGAUAGACUAGUACAGUCAGAUUCGCUGGUUUUUAGCAGCCGAAGCCAGAUCAUGGCUGGAUAUCCUUUGCUACCAACAUUGCAGGGAGAACAAAUAAAUGAUAUCCAGGAUAAUUUCCCAAAAACAAAUCAUGGUGGGAUUAUUGGUUCAGAUGCUACAGCUUCUAGAAACAUGCUGCUCCAUAUACUAGCCACUAGAAAUGCUUCAGUUAGUGGUUUUUAUCCUGUCAACAGUGAUUUUCAGGAGCAGUUCGGUGGAGGAGAAUCUCUUUCUUCUAUGCCAUUUCCUAACAUUUUGGAAACAACGAGUACUCUGCAGGAAAAUCUUGAUAGGGCUACAACUUCUGCCCCAUCAACUUUUCAAUUGGAGCAUUUGAGAACUUUUAUUUCAAAUGGCUGUGACAAUUCAAAUUCAUCACUUACAGGCUCUGUGAAUGUUGACUACAAUAGGGGACAUGGUGAUACGGAGUUUAUGGCACCCAAGGACUUCAGUUUGCCCGGGGAAUUGGAUGGUAAAUGGGACUUUGAGAAGUUAUUCGAUUUUCAGGAGCUUAGUGUGAAAAAACCCAUGAGAACGAAUUCUGAUCCAUACUGUUUUGUUGGUAGCUCGUGUCCCAAUUUGUGGAUUUCAUCUAACAAAUCUAACUUCAGUGCAGAUGAUUCAUGCUCCUACUCUGUACCUUGUAAUGAGCUGUCUUUAAGCCUUGCCACGAGCCAACCCUCUAUUACCAGUGUACCCACCAUCCCAGAUCAGUGCGCAGAAAUCAGAUGCCCUGGUUUUACUCGGCCAUCUUUGCAAGAAGUUGGGUUAGCGACGGGAUUGGAUUUAGAGCAAACCUGUAGCAAGAGUAGGGAUCUUUCUCUGAGCUAUGGUUCAUGUAAACCUUUCCACUUCUCACAUAUUUUAUCAGGAUCGAAAUAUCUCCGUGUGGCUCAGCAAAUACUCACUGAACUUGCAAGCUAUUCACUUGAAAAUAUAGACGAUUUUGGCUAUUCACCAGGAAUGAUUGGGACUGGGGCAAAGAUUUCAUUUUCUUCAGAUUGCUCUGGUGUGAGUGAGAUUUCAAUGGAGUCUGAUGAAUCUCCUUACCCUGCUGGAAAAUUCAAUUCUGAGGACCAAAUGGAGUUCCCAUUGCAAAGACAGGAAAUUGAAGCAAAGAAAGGUCAAUUGUUAACACUGCUGCAACUGAUUGAUAACAGAUACAACCAAUGUUUGGAUGAGAUCCAUAUGGUGAUAUCUGCAUUUCAUGCUGCAACUGAGCUGGACCCUCAGAUACAUGUUCAUUUUAUUCUUCAAACAAUCUCUCUCCUAUAUAACAAACUAAGAGAGAGAAUCACAAACCAAAUCCUUGCAAUUGGAGGACUCAGUAGCGGACAUAUUAGAGAGGAGAGAUCUUUCAAGUCAUCCUUCAUCCAAAAGCAAUGGGCUUUGGAGCAGCUGAGGAGAAGAGAGCAUCAUUUGUUGAGACCACAAAGAGGGCUGCCAGAAAGAUCCGUCUCUGUUUUACGAGCAUGGAUGUUUCAAAACUUUCUCCAUCCGUACCCAAAAGAUGCAGAGAAGCAUUUACUCGCAAUAAGAAGUGGAUUAACAAGAAGCCAGGUCUCCAAUUGGUUUAUAAAUGCACGGGUUCGUCUAUGGAAACCAAUGAUAGAAGAAAUGUACUCAGAAAUGAACAAGACAAAGGGACUUUGGACUGGAGAAGGAUCUAAUAUUGUCCAUAGGAAUCAUUUAAGGAUUGAUGAUCAGAGAAUACAAAUGAAUUGACGCCGAUAUGCUCAGAAAUAGCUUCAUGAUUCAUUCCCUCUUGCUGUGCUUUGAUCUUUAUGGCUGGGAAUCGAUUUCACUACCUGGUUCUUAAUUGUGAAAUCAACGAUAUCCAAGAGCAAAAAUGAAUAAGAAGGAUCACAUUUCCUGAUCAUUCAGCAUGAAAUAGAAGGCCUCGCAUACACUGAUGCUUCAGAUUCAGAUGAUUAUUAUUAUUUUUUUCCUAUAAUGAUAAUGUGUUUAGUUGGCUCAUUUUGACUAAAUCUGUUAUGCUAACUUUCAAGUGAUGUCUUAGGCUCAUAGCAAAUUGAUUCGUAUUAAUCAACUCUGCCCAUUAUUCAAGUUAUGUGCAAAUUCGUUGAUAGGAA